This is a messenger RNA of Hibiscus syriacus, 721 nucleotides long. RefSeq lists its product as uncharacterized. The transcript has 2 exons. The coding region runs from base 278 to 634 and encodes 118 amino acids. NCBI's taxonomy places the organism in Eukaryota, Viridiplantae, Streptophyta, Magnoliopsida, Malvales, Malvaceae. The record is from RefSeq and is a predicted model, not a curated record.
UCGUUUCCAUGCAAUAUCAUCAAAAUACAAAAAUCAAAAAAAUCAAAAAAAUCAAAAUUUUGAAGCAUAAUCGAAAUCUGUUACAACUAAAUAUGAGCGAGAACUAUUGGUUAGCAAUGAGCAAAUAACCAACUGAAAUGUGUUUUAGAUCAAUAUAAAUCUAAGAAGCACGGGGACGGAAAAGGAGACCCGUUUCAAGUACCCGAUAUGUUUCGGGUACGGGGACGGUUCGGGGACGGCUGAGGGACGUACCGGGGACGUGCCACGGUGGCAGGGUAUGGCUGACCGAAAUGGGGGACAGUCAAAGCUUAUCCGGGACGUUUCGGGGACGUACCCAAAGGUAAUUUUGGCUGAGGAGACAACCUCCGAGGACGAAGAAGUGGGAUCUUCAGCCGAGGAAGAAGAAGAGGAUGAAGAACCCCAAACCCAGUCUACUCCAUUGAUCCAAAAGAGCCCACCUCCCAGGAAGCUUGAUCCUGCGAUAGCCGUCGCGGGGAAUGAAGAAUCUGAGGAAUUCGGGACUGAGUCGGAAUCCGAAUCCGACACGGCUACGCCGAAUGUCAAGCCUCUUGCGACGAAACCCAUGGAAGACAUGAACGCGAAGAAACCCAUAUCCGAGACUGUUGAAAGUUGAUGGACAAGAUUAGAAGGUUAAAGAAAAAGUUUGAGAACAAUGCCGGGAAAGGUAAAAAGGGUGAGGAUCGAAGUUUCUCUAAAGCCC